AUGUUUUUCUGGAACAAGCGGCCCCGGUGGCCACCUUCGCCUUCGGUGGAAGACGAGUUUGAAUCGCUCUCCCGGGAGCUACACGGAUUGGCCAAGAUUGGAGACAAGCCGGGAAUUGAAGGAGUCUGCGCCAGAGGAUCUAUUGAUCAAUACCCGGUGAUCAUUGAAACGUUCUCACUCACGUCCAUCGUUCAGACCGAUACCUUGGGAGAUUAUGGCCACGGGAGCACCUCUUCUGUUAAUAGUUCCGGACCACCAACACCACCUUCGGAAUCCAAACAGCCCUGCCUGUUCGAUGCAGGUAAUGCCACACAGCAAGGACCUCAGCUCAGGCCAGCGCCUUUGGCGACACCACCUAUGUCUCGAGACACAUCCCCUCGAGGCCAGCCACGUGCACCGGUCCCUCAACCAGUACAGAGCAGUAGGCCCACGACUGGCCAUCAGUCAUUACCUUCUCAACCCGUGAACUCUAGCCCCCAAAGCGCCAAGGCACAAAAGGACAGCCCCCCAGCAUUACACAAGGCAACUUCCAACCCAACCCCACUGAAACCUUCAAAGCCGUCUACCCUUGUGCGAACCUCUUCAUUGCCAAACAAGCCUGCUUCCACCAUUCCAAAGAGGCCCGUGUCUGGCCAUCCUACGGACCCGCCGGGAACCAAAGUCCAGCAGCCUCCUCGGGCUGCCCCAAGCCCAGUCAAGGCCACAAAGCCACCUCUCCCAAUGCGUACAUCUUCCUUGGCAAACAAGUCUGCUGUAUCUGGUUCAAAGCCGCCAGGGAGCAUCAAGCCUGACCGACCCACAGGAGUUAAGGUCCAGCACCCUCUUCCAGUCAACUCAAUCCCACAGCAAACUGUCAAACGGUCUUCUCCAGUGCCUGCAUCGUCGUUGCCAAGCAAGUCUGCUGCCAUCACGAAGGAGUCGCGGGCUGUCAAACCUGACCAGCCUGCGAGGCAGUCAGCCGCUAAUGUCAAGCAGCCUCUCCCGGCCAGCCCAGGGCCUCGGAAGGCCACGAAACCGGUGCCUCAGGUGCACACUGCUCCCCUUCCAAACAAGCCUGUUACCUCUUCUGUCCCAAAGCGGCCGGCGAGCAUCAAUACUAGUGCCCUGCAACCUAACUCAGCUGCACUUAAGGCAAAAGAUCAUGGUAACAAGCCAGGACCAAACCCGGAGCCUAAAGGAAGUGAAGCCCCUUCCACAGCAUCCCCGAGAACAUUAAGCCUGGCGGAGAGGUUGGAAGAGAAACUGAGGCGCAAACAUGAACAGAGAGAGUCCAGUGGUUUCCCAGAUGCACAGAAGACAAACCCACCUACCCCGGUCUCUGUUCCAAAGCCCAGUGGUCCAGUUAUUGCCAAAAGUAAUCCACCUACUACGCAGGAGCCAGCUAACCAGGCGCCCCGUUCGCAACUUGCACGCAAAGUGGCAACGAUUGACCCACCAUCAGUCAAGAAAGGUCCACGCCCAACCUCUCUCGUCGAAGCGCGGGUGCCAAAGUUGGUGCCGUCACCUGAGACACAGUCUGCCCCCAUCCUCCCCAAACGAACUGUUUCAUUUCAAACUGGGGGCCUAAAGCCCGCUUCUUUGAAAAGUUUGGAAGAUACCCUCGAGCAGCUACAGUCUCUACAGGUUAGCCUCCCACAACCCGUUCGCCCCCCAUCUCCGAGCAGGUCUGGCCAGUGUCUGUUGCCCUGCCCUAGGUCUGUCCCAGUGGCAGGAUACCAGGACUGGUACACAAUCAAAGGCAUGACUCACUUGAACAUCUGCCCUUCAUGCGUGAAUCAGAUGCGCAAGUCGAAGUUCCGCGACCUCUUGAUCUUAGGAACCCCCCGGCCACGCUCGGAGAAGGUCCGUUGUGCGAUGAGCGAGCCAUGGGCCCGGCUCGCCUGGAUGCAAUCCAUACAGAAACAACUCGACCAUCUGCACUUGCUCUGCCAGAUCACCCAGCCACCUCUAGGAACCAAGCCAUGCACAGGGCGUGUUGUCAGCGAGCAGCACUGGUACCGCGUGGUCGACCCUGCCACGGGAGCGUUUCUUCCAAAGUUCAACGUCUGCUCCGCAUGUGUCCGGAAUCUAAGAAUCCUCAUGCCCCCGCACCAAGAUACAUUCAAGCUUUGCACCGCUCUGCAAGAGCGAGUCUGCGAUUUUGUGACGGAUAGCCCCCGCUUCAUCCGGUACAUUGACCUUCUCGACAUUGCUGCGAACCGUGCCGAACAAGAGCACUCACCCCAGCCCGACCUGCGUGAAUUCAUGGCCUACGCUCGCCGAAAGGUUGUGCUCCGGGACUGCCGCCGUAACCGGGUAGCGCUUAAUACGUGGCACUACAUGCCCCAACUCCCGGAGUUCACGGUAUGCGAGGACUGCUAUGAUGACAUAGUGUGGCCCAUGGUCAAGGCCAACUAUCCCAUCGCCCGUAAAUUCUCCACCAUGAUGCGGCUGCCCCCGGGUGAAGGGCUGGCUCGCUGCCGGGAGGCAAGCUGCCAGCUCUACUCUCCUCGCAUGCGGCUGCAAUUCCGGGAGGCUGUGGAGGAAAACGACCUGGCCUAUCUGAACAUGAUUGCCCUGCAACGGUAUGAGGCCGAGCAGCGGUAUCGGAAACACAGGGGCCAGUUACUGGAAGACGAGGAACGGGGAUACGACUGCGAUAUGGAGCUCAGGAGAAACCUAGAAGAGUGGAAGAGAUGGGAAUGA
Aspergillus bombycis is the source of this 2685-nucleotide messenger RNA. RefSeq lists its product as uncharacterized. The transcript has a single exon. NCBI's taxonomy places the organism in Eukaryota, Fungi, Ascomycota, Eurotiomycetes, Eurotiales, Aspergillaceae. The record is from RefSeq and is a predicted model, not a curated record. Bases 1 to 2685 code for a protein of 894 amino acids.